Cucumis melo (muskmelon) is the source of this 1157-nucleotide messenger RNA. Its product is annotated as probable 6-phosphogluconolactonase 4, chloroplastic. The transcript has 4 exons. NCBI's taxonomy places the organism in Eukaryota, Viridiplantae, Streptophyta, Magnoliopsida, Cucurbitales, Cucurbitaceae. The coding region runs from base 176 to 937 and encodes 253 amino acids. Gene Ontology annotation, biological process: carbohydrate metabolic process; pentose-phosphate shunt. The record is from RefSeq and is a predicted model, not a curated record. Gene Ontology annotation, molecular function: 6-phosphogluconolactonase activity.
UCCGAAGCAGGAGGGGCUGAGUGCGAAGGAAGCCAUUUGUGCCAUCGAUCUGGAGCUCGAGAACGGUAGUUGGAAGCGAAAGGAAGGAGAUGGAGAAAAAAAAAAUUGGGAUUUGAUUCAUUGGUUUUAUGCGGUCGAGAAUUCCCUUGGUUGGUUUGAGAGUUGUUCAAUAGCGAUGGCAAAAACGGAGAAGAGGGUGUUUGAUUCCGAGGAAGAUUUGGCUGUUUCUCUCGCCAAAUACAUAGACCAUUUAUCUGAUCAAUUUGCCAAGAAAAAGGGUCUUUUCACUGUGGUUCUCUCUGGUGGAUCACUCAUUGAAUGCCUCAGGAAAUUGGUGGAACCACCCUAUGUUGAUUCCAUUGACUGGUCCAUAUGGCACAUAUUUUGGCUCGAUGAGAGAGUUGUACCCAAAACUCAUGUUGACAGCAACUACAAACUCGCUUAUGAUGGUUUUCUCUCUAAGGUUCCAAUUCCCCCCGGUAACGUGUAUGCCAUUGAUGAUACUCUAUCAGCUGAGGGUGCAGCCGAAGAAUAUGAAGCACGUCUGAAGCAUCUGGUAGAUAGCAAGGUGAUUGAUAUCUCAGCGAAAAGCGGGUUCCCGAAAUUUGACCUGAAUCUUCUUGGAAUGGGACCGGACGGGCAUGUGGCUUCUUUAUUCCCAGGACAUCUCCUUCUGAAAGAGAACAAGAAAUGGGUUACCUUCAUCAAGGAUUCUCCGAAACCACCUCCAGAGAGAAUCACUUUAACCUUUCCAGUUAUCAACUCAUCGGACUACAUUGCUCUUGUGGUGCCUGGUGAUGCUCAAGCAGAUGCUGUGUCUAUUGCAUUAGGAGGAGGAAAUCAUCCCACUGCCGAAGAAACUUUACCCGUUCAAAGGGUUGCUCCUGAAGGCCUUCUGACUUGGUUCUUGGACAAGGAUGCUGCUUCCAAGCUUUAAUGGAAAAAGAGAUAUGUCCAUCACCUUUCAUCAAAUUUAAUUUGAACUAAUCUUAGUUUUCUCCCGCAUCCAUGGCGAGUUGUUCUUAACCUAUGCAUUUGAAUAAGAAUGUCUGUAUCAGAUUAUGUUCACUUAUGAGUUGAAAAAUGAAGGUAGUUUGAUGUAGGACAUCAUCUCAAAAUAAAAAGUAGUGCAUGAUAGAAGUUUUCUAUCACGAUCA